AUGGGUGACGCCAUCCCUCCCUUAACCCCGAAAAAAGAAAUCAACCUUCUUCGCGGCUGGCCGCAUUUCUCUCUGUUGCCAGUCGAGAAGAUUAAAAAGGCCAGUCAGAAAGCACUUGCUGAUGAGAAGACGGUUAUUCCGGGCCUGUGUUAUGGUCCUGAUCCGGGGUUUCAGCCGUUGAGAGAAUCGAUUCAGAGGUGGACGGGAAGAUUCUUUGGGGAUGAGGGAAAGAUGAGGGAUGGAGAGAAGAUUGGGGAUAGAAUUUGUAUAACAGGUGGUGCGAGUCAGAAUCUGGCUUGUGUGUUGCAGGUGUUUAGUGAUCCGAUUUAUACUAAUGUGUGGAUGGUUGCGCCGUGUUAUUUUUUGGCGUGUAGGAUUUUUGAGGAUAGUGGUGUGGUAAUCGGUGCUGUACCCGAGGGAGAUGAGGGAGUUGAUUUAGAAUAUCUGAGGAAGAAGUUGGAGACGGAAGAUGCAAAGCCUGCUACUAGACUCAAAUCCCAGAAACCCUGGUCAAAAAUCUACCGCCACAUCAUCUACUGCGUUCCUACCUUCUCCAACCCAUCCGGCAAAACCAUGUCUCUCACCUGCCGUCAAUCUCUCAUCCAAUUAGCACGAAAGCACGAUGCUCUGAUAAUCACAGACGACGUCUACGAUUCCCUUCUCUGGUCUACAACCCCAUCAACCUCUAAUCCAACCAAAGCUGUACUCCCCAGAUUAAUCGAUGUCGAUCGAACUCUCGAACCAACACCCGGUAAAGACAGUUUCGGGAAUGCCAUGUCUAACGGAUCAUUCUCAAAGAUUGCUGGGCCCGGCGUGAGAACUGGAUGGGCUGAAGCAAGUCCCAAAUUCAUCUAUGGAUUAAGUCAAUGUGGUUCUUCACGGUCUGGGGGCGCACCGAGUCAAUUGACUGCAACCAUGAUUAACGAAUUGCUUGUUUCAGGGGAUUUGGAGAAUCACAUCCAAAACACGCUUAUUCCAGCAUACAAACGUCGGUGCGAAUUUAUGGUCGACGCCAUCACCAAGUAUUUGUCGCCACUGGGAGUGUCGGUAGGAGAGACGUCGUUUUCCUCGACCUCUUCAUCCUCGGAUGGAGUAUUUGGUGGUUACUUCAUUUGGAUAGAUCUCCCUUCAGAUAUCAACGCUGAGGUUGUGUCUCUGAAGGCUAGACAGCAGGAGAAUCUUAUUGUUGCGCCAGGCAAGCUUUUUGAGGUGUACGGAGAUGAAAGUGUCACGUUUCCAAAUUCAAUACGGCUGUGCUUUUCUUUCGAGGAGGAAAAGGAUUUGGCGGAAGGUGUUGAGCGGUUAGGUAACGCUAUCAAGGCCGUCAGAGAAAGUGGAGCUGGUAACAAGGGAUUGGGAGGUGAAGUUGAUUUAGCAUUGUUCAGAUGA
This is a messenger RNA of Glarea lozoyensis ATCC 20868, 1389 nucleotides long. Its product is annotated as PLP-dependent transferase. The coding region runs from base 1 to 1389 and encodes 462 amino acids. Gene Ontology annotation, molecular function: L-2-aminoadipate:2-oxoglutarate transaminase activity; pyridoxal phosphate binding. Lineage: Eukaryota; Fungi; Ascomycota; Leotiomycetes; Helotiales; Helotiaceae. The transcript is spliced from 3 exons. The record is from RefSeq and is a predicted model, not a curated record. Gene Ontology annotation, biological process: biosynthetic process.